Cololabis saira (Pacific saury) is the source of this 883-nucleotide messenger RNA. RefSeq names its product glia maturation factor, gamma (gene gmfg). NCBI's taxonomy places the organism in Eukaryota, Metazoa, Chordata, Actinopteri, Beloniformes, Belonidae. Gene Ontology annotation, biological process: negative regulation of Arp2/3 complex-mediated actin nucleation; actin filament debranching. Gene Ontology annotation, molecular function: actin binding; Arp2/3 complex binding. The coding region runs from base 121 to 549 and encodes 142 amino acids. The record is from RefSeq and is a predicted model, not a curated record. Gene Ontology annotation, cellular component: actin cortical patch. The transcript has 7 exons.
UGUGCGCCCUCGCCCUGUCAUGUGGAGGAGCUUGUCACAGCUUGAAAGUAGUCUGUCGCAAACUGUUUCAGCGCCGCGCCAUCACACUGAAGACAGAAAGCAGAAGAGGAACCUUUCAGAAUGUCAAGCUCUUUGGUUGUGUGUGAAGUGGAUGAAAGUCUGAAAGAAAAACUGAAAAAGUUUAGAUUUCGUAAAGAGACCAACAAUGCUGCCAUUCUCAUGAAAAUAGACAUGGAAAAACAACUUGUUAUCCUCGAGGAGGAAUAUGAGGACAUUUCACUGGAUGACUUAAAGGAGGAGCUUCCAGAGCGCCAGCCCAGAUUCAUUGUCUACAGCUACAAAUAUAUCCAUGAGGAUGGAAGGGUGUCUUAUCCCCUCUGUUUCAUAUUCUCCAGUCCAAUGGGGUGUAAACCCGAGCAGCAGAUGAUGUAUGCUGGCAGCAAGAACCGACUGGUCCAAGCAGCAGAGCUGACUAAGGUGUUUGAAACAAGAAACGCUGAUGACCUGACAGAGGAAUGGCUGAAGAAACAGCUGGCAUUUUUUCGCUGAUUCUGCAUCUUCAUCUUCUACAACCAACUUUUGUCUCAGUGGAAAAAUCACCAUGACAUUGCCAUCCAUGAUUAACUGUGAAUAAAAUAAAAGUGGGAUCAUUAAGAGUUGAUCUUACAUAAACAUUUGAAUUACAGAGAAAAACACUUUUUUGACCAAAAUGUCACCUGCAAUUUAUUAUCAGUUUCAAAAGUGUACCACAAUGGUAUGGUUAAAAGCAGGGAGAACAGGAUAUUUUUACACAAUGUUCUGAUCACAGACAACACAAAGGAAUGGUGUACAACCAGUAUUGGUGUGUUAUUUGAAUCUAAAAAUAAAAAGUGAAUUUAAAAAA